AUGCCUGUCGUUGCCAGUCAAAAGCUCGUCGCCCUGCAGCAGGCUGCUGACGGCAUCAGGAACAUCUGCAUCCUGGCCCACGUCGACCAUGGCAAGACGUCCCUCACCGACGCCCUCAUCGCCACCAAUGGCAUCAUCUCCCCCAAGCUCGCUGGCAAGAUCCGCUACCUUGACUCGAGGCCCGAUGAACAGCUGCGUGGCAUCACCAUGGAGUCGUCGGCCAUCUCCCUCUUCUUUUCCUCGCUGCGCCGCUCCGCCCCCGACGCCGCUCCCGAGCACAAGGAAUUCCUCAUCAACCUUAUAGACUCGCCGGGACACAUAGACUUUAGCUACGAGGUAUCUACAGCAUCCCGCCUCUGCGAUGGCGCCGUCGUGCUCGUAGAUGCCGUCGAGGGUGUCUGCAGCCAGACUGUUACCGUCCUGCGACAGACAUGGAUAGAGAAGCUAAAGCCUCUGCUCGUCAUCAACAAGAUGGACAGGCUAAUCACAGAACUCAAAAUGAGUCCGGCCGAAGCAUACACGCACUUGAGUAAACUGCUUGAACAGGUAAACGCCGUCAUGGGCAGCUUCUACCAAGGCGAGCGCAUGGAGGAUGAUCUCCGGUGGCGCGAGAAAAUGGAAGAGCGCCUCAAUGCCGCUGCCGCUGCCGCUGCCGCUGCUGCUGACAAGACUGACACGCGAUCCUCAUCUGUGCUGGAAAACGGUGACAGCAUUGACAUGACUAGUACCCCCGCCGAGUACAAGGAAAAAGACGAUGAAGACAUUUACUUCGCCCCUGAAAAGAACAACGUCAUCUUCGGCAGUGCCAUUGACGGCUGGGCUUUCACUGUGAGGCAGUUUGCAGGCCUGUACGAGAAGAAGCUGGGCAUCAAGCGCUCCAUUCUCGAAAAAGUCCUUUGGGGCGACUUCUACCUCGACCCCAAGACCAAGCGUGUCCUUAGCUCAAAACAUCUCAAGGGCCGACACCUCAAGCCCAUGUUUGUCCAGCUCGUCUUGGACAAUAUCUGGGCCGUGUACGAGGCCACUACAGGAGGUAGCAACGGGAAGGGAGAUGCUACCAUGGUCGAGAAGAUUACCAAGUCGCUCAACCUCAACCUCCCUGCACACGUUAUGCGCUCCCGCGACCCCAGGACUCUCUUGAUGGCGCUUUUCGCAGCCUGGCUUCCGCUCUCGACCGCUCUCUUAGUAUCUGUGACAGAAUACCUACCUCCCCCAUCCAAGGCGCAGUUCGAACGCAUGCCUGAAAUCAUUGACACCUCACCGGGCGCCGAUUACGUUGAUCCACAAGUACGAGAUGCAAUGACCAAUUUCAAAACAUCGGCCGGUGCCCCUGUCGUAGCCUAUGUUAGCAAAAUGAUCUCGGUACCCUCCAGCGAGCUACCCCAGAACAAGCGAAGGGCCGGCGCCCUGACUGCCGAAGAGGCAAGGGAGUUGGGGAGAAAGAAGAGGGCUGAGAUUGCCCGCCAGCAAGCCAUCGCCAAUGGCCAAGAUACAGAUGUUGGCAGUGUCACAGAUGCUCUGGGCUCUUCGACCAUUGGAGAAACCGAGACUCCGGUAGAGGAGGCUGAGGCAGCUGAGGAAGAGGCAGAACACCUGAUCGGUUUCUCGCGUAUCUUCUCCGGAACUCUCAACGUGGGCGAUGAAGUAUACGUGCUCGGCCCAAAGUUCACUCCUGCAAAUCCACACGCUACACCCGAACCCCAAAAGGUCAAGAUCACGGCUUUGUAUCUCAUGAUGGGCCGCGGCUUGGAGCCCUUGACCUCAGUACCUGCGGGCGUCGUCUUUGGAAUUGGUGGACUCGAAGGACACAUACUCAAGUCCGGAACACUGUGUUCCCAAUUGCCCGGAGCUGUCAACCUGGCUGGUGUCCAGAUGGGCACUGAGCCAAUCGUCCGUGUUGCUCUCGAGCCUGAGAACCCUUAUGAUUUGGACAAGAUGAUCAGGGGCUUGAAACUCCUUGUUCAGAGCGACCCGUGCGCAGAAUACGAGCAACUACCUAGUGGAGAGCACGUAAUUCUCACUGCGGGAGAACUGCACUUGGAGAGAUGUUUGAAGGAUUUGAAAGAACGAUUCGCCAAGUGCGAAAUACAGGCUGGCGAGCCCAUCGUGCCUUACCGAGAAUCGAUUGUCGCAGCGGCUGAGAUGAAUCCGCCAAAGGACCCUAAUCUACCCAGGGGCACUGUUAUUGGCGAGACAGCAAGCAAGCAGGUGUCAGUACGCCUGCGGGUACGCCCACUACCAGCCAGCGUCACGGAUUUCUUAGGAAAGAACGCUGGCGCUAUCAAAAAAUUAUACUCGGACCGACGAGCAGAAGACGAGGGCGGGAAUGCAGAACAUCAAGAGCAUGGAAAUGAAGACGAUGGCAUCCAAGAAGCGGAGAAACGCGAAAUAGGACAGAGUCUCAGCUUAGAUGAGUUCAAGAAGCAACUCAAGGAAGCUUUUGCCGAAGCAAAGGGACAGAAGGAAGUGUGGACUGACGUGAUUGAGAAGAUUACUGCGUUUGGGCCUCGAAGAAUAGGACCUAAUAUUCUCGUCGAUGCAACCCCAGAUGGCAUCUGCAGCAAGGCACUACGCGACUCAUCGUCUCCCGACCCAGACGCAGAAGAGCCAUCAGAUCGUACAAUAUCCCCCCGCACCUUUUCCUCAACCAUUGCCUACGCCUUCCAGCUAGCCACAGCCCAAGGCCCUUGCUGCGCAGAGCCCGUGCAAGGCAUCGCCGUAUUUUUAGAAUCCGUGACACUAAACCUGGGCGAAGACGAAGGCGCACAGCAAGACCGCGGCCGCCUCACGGGCGAAGUCAUCAAAGCCGUGCGCUCGUCCAUCCAUCAGGGCUUCCUCGACUGGUCCCCCCGCAUGCUCCUCGCAAUGUACAGCUGCGAAAUCCAAGCCUCGACCGAUGUCCUGGGUCGCGUCUACGCCGUCCUGACUCGUCGCCGCGGCACCAUUCUCAGCGAAACCCUGUCGUCGACGUCAUCCGCAUCCACCACGGGAUCCCAAACAUUCACUAUCAAUGCGCUCCUCCCCGUCGCCGAAUCUUUUGGAUUCAGCGACGAAAUCCGCAAGAGGAGUUCUGGCUCGGCGUCGCCUCAGCUCCGCUUUGCGGGAUUCGAAAUGCUCGACGAAGACCCCUUUUGGGUCCCUUUUACUGAAGAUGAGCUUGAGGAUCUGGGUGAGCUUGCAGACCGCGAGAAUGUGGCAAAGAGGUAUGUGGAUAAGGUGAGGAAGCGCAAGGGACUCCGUGUUGCGGGGGAGAAGGUCGUGGUUGAUGCAGAGAAGCAGAAGACGCUUAAGAGGUAA
This is a messenger RNA of Bipolaris oryzae ATCC 44560, 3297 nucleotides long. RefSeq lists its product as uncharacterized. Bases 1 to 3297 code for a protein of 1098 amino acids. Gene Ontology annotation, biological process: cytosolic ribosome assembly. The record is from RefSeq and is a predicted model, not a curated record. NCBI's taxonomy places the organism in Eukaryota, Fungi, Ascomycota, Dothideomycetes, Pleosporales, Pleosporaceae. The transcript has 4 exons. Gene Ontology annotation, molecular function: GTPase activity; GTP binding; ribosome binding. Gene Ontology annotation, cellular component: cytosol; ribonucleoprotein complex.